CAUUCUAUUUCCUUACAAUUAAUGGGUUUGAAUUUUUAGGUGUCAAGAAUUUUAGAUCGAUGCUAGGCCUUCAAGGAUUUCUCAAAUUCUCCAAAUGCCAAGAAGAUGAGCCAGUUUUCCUUGUUCAGCAGUGGCCAAGAAUUGGCAAACUUAGUGCCAACAAAGCAGCAAUAACCCUUUUUGCCUCACUACUGAAAGAGCACUCUGCCCUCAAAGAACAGUUGAGCAGUUUCAAUCGGCUAAUAAUCACUGUAAUUUCUUUGGGAGGUUCUAUGACAUCUGUAUGCACUCUCUGGUUACUUGACAACAUUAUAUUACUCCAAAGGAUAAUAACAAGCGUCCCACUUGCAUCACGUUUGGUUUACCCUUUCUUGGUAACAAGCCAUAGCAGAACGUCCAUCAUGGAAUUGAUCAAGAAUCUUUCUCAAAGAAGAAUAAUGCCUUUGAUCCUGGCAAGAAGCUAUGGCUUGGCUAGAGUAGUACAAGAAGGUAACCCUGAAUGAAGGAGGCUACUAUGAUAGUUUCAAAUGCGGUCGCGAAGGAGGGUACUAUGAUAGUAAAUUAUUUUUUGUAUCAAAGUCGAUAUGUACGACACAAAUUAAGAACUCAUUUACAGCAAUCCAACUAUCUUUAUUUUCUUUUGUUUUUAAUUUAAAAUGGCAUGCAUUAAUUAACUUCG
Molecule: messenger RNA, 679 nt
Organism: Solanum dulcamara
Lineage: Eukaryota; Viridiplantae; Streptophyta; Magnoliopsida; Solanales; Solanaceae
Exons: 3
Coding region: 60-503 (147 amino acids)
Source: RefSeq, a predicted model, not a curated record